UCGAACAACAUAUGCGCAUAUAAUCCACACAUUCACAUUUUCAAAGAUGGCCGACGAUUUGAAAUUAAGUUAUUUACAUGAUAUUCGAUUUGGUGAUUUCAUUGCCCAUAAAGCGUUCUGGCAUAAUAAAGAGAUGAUCGCAAUCUCAAAAUUUGAGUUUCGAUUUACGAAAGACGAUAUUGAAUUAGUUACGCGACUCAGACAUACGAAUAUUAUUGAAAUAGAUUACAUUCAGGAGUAUUAUUUACUAAUAGAAUAUUCAGAUUGUGGAUCUCUCAAUAGUUACCUACAUGGGAAGGAGCAGAGAGAAUAUACAGUAAGACAUGUGCUCUCCUGGAUGCAUCAGGCCGCCCUGAGUAUGCAGUACCUCCAUUCUAUGAAAGCAAUCCGGUUCCUUCAACGUAUAAGUACCGAGAGACUUAUAUUAUUCAACCAAUUUCGCACAUUAAAAAUCUCACCUAUUUCGAAGAUUUUCAACGAGUAUUCGGCAAAUACAUCACCGGAGCUGAAAGCAGAGAGCAUAUAUAGCUUUGGCAUUAUCUUUUGGGAGUUAAUGUCGCGAAAGACACAUUUAAGUCGCCUUGGUGAUGAUCUGCCUAACCCGCGAAGGAUCCCAAUAAUUAUUGGAGAGAUUUCGUUACUUAAUGAAAUAAAAAUACCUAACUCUGAACCGAUCAAAGAAUUAAUUGAAAAAUGCUUUAAUUCGGAUCCGGAUAGAAGGCCAGCGAUGGAAGAGAUAUUGUCCGAUAUCGGAAAUUUUCUUGAAAGUUUCGACUCUUCAGAAUUAGAUCAUGUGUUAACUGCUGAUACAGGAUCAAUCUGGGACUUUGCAGCCAUUGAAAUGGGCGAGGAAAUGCAUAAGGGCACCUUUGGCGUUACGUAUAAGGCGACGUUGUAUCAUUCGACUAUUGUUGUAAAAAGAUUGAAACAAGUUAUGAAUGAAAACAUUAAACAUCAAAUCAGGGAGCUAAUUGCUUUAUCAGGUAAAUCUGUUGUAUCAGUGCUUGGCAUUGCAAUGGAAGGAGAAUUUACAUAUUUACUGAUGGAAUACAUAGAGAAUGGAUCCCUGUUCGAUCGUAUCCACAAUAACACGAAACCCAUUCCUUUGCAUGAUGUUUGCGCUUGGAUGUUGCUUGCUGUCAAGGCUAUUGAUUACUUUCGAUCUAAGAUAAAGAUGGACAUUCGUUUCCUUUGCAAUUUGAAGUCUUCAAAUAUUAUGUUAUCUAAUAACAAAGUGAAGUUAUGUAAUUUUUGCCUUGCGUUCGACGAUAAAGAUGUGUUAAAGCACAAUUUAGAUAAGUCCUACAUAGCACCAGAGGUAAUCAAAGAAGGAGAAUACACUGAAAAGAGCAUCGUAUACACCCUUUGUAUUAUCUUGUGGGAGAUACUAGCACGCAAGAUGCCUUUUUAUAACUAUCAAAAUCAAUUCCAAAUUAAGAGAGCAGUCGUAAGAGGUGAACGACCGAAUAUUGAGGAUAUUCCUGCAGUAUGCACAGAUGAAUUAAAAUUAUUUCUUACCAAAUGUUGGUAUGAGGACCCGGCGGACCGACCACAAUUGGAAGAUUUAAAAAGAAUAUUUGAAAGUGGCCCAAAUUAUAUGAUUCUCUCAAAGAAAUUUGAUAUCGUCAUCAUCGAUUUUGCGGACAUAAAUAUAAAUGAUAUUCUUGGGAAAAAUGACUUUGGCAUUGUCUACAAAGCUGAUUGGCGUGAUUUGGAGAUCGGCUUGAAAAAAUAUAAACAAGUUUUAAGGAAUGAAGUCAAAUCUGAACUUGAAAAAGAGAUCACACGACAGUCACGCAUUGACCAUUCGAAUGUUGUGAAACUAUAUGGUAUUGGUUAUAUUAAGGAAAUCGCACAUUUAGCCAUGGAAUAUUCUGAUUGUGGAUCCCUCCACAACUACUUGCACAGUGAGGAAAUGCAAAGUUACACAGUCAAGCCAUUUUGCCUCCACUGGAUGUAUCAGGCGGCAAAGGGAAUUGAGUUUCUGCAGACGAGGCCAAAGUCAAUUAUACAUUGCAAUUUAAAUUCUCAAAAUAUGUUGCUGUUCGACAACUUCAGGCUCUUGAAAAUCAGUGAUUACUGCUUUCCGGGAGAUAUUAAAUCCCUCGCAAAAUAUCAAGAUCACGCCUAUGUAGCACCGGAGGUCUUCAAAGAAGUCCGAUAUACAAGAGAGAGCGACAUAUAUAGCUUUGGGAUCGUAUUUUGGGAGGUGAUGUAUCGCAAGAAGCCCUUCUCUCAAUUUGAAAAACCUUUUAAAAGCAAUGAAAUAGAUGAGAUCCUAGAAGGCACGCGUCCGCCUCUGAGUGAUGAAAUUGAAUCAGAGUUGAAUUACACACAGGAAACAAUUAAAAAUUGCUGGGAUGCAAACCCAGAAAAGCGUCCUACAAUUUCUAAACUUGUCAAAGAGCUGCAUAAGCCUGAGUUUGUCAAAGUUGCUAAGAUUGAACCUGAAGUGUUUACGGCCGUAGACUUUGCGGAUAUUAAACUUGGAGAGGAAUGUGUUGAACAAGGUUCCUUCGGAGCUAUCUACAAAGCUAAUUGGUGUAACAAAAAGAUCGCAGUUCAGCAUUGCAAAUGGAUUUCAGCAGACUUCGAAAACUUAAAAGAUUUUGCCAGCCGAGUUUCCCAUGAGAAUAUUGUGAAAAUAUUUGGAAUUAUAGCUCAUAAGAAAGAUGCAUUUAUCCUUAUGAAUUAUCUUGAGUGUACAACUCUUCACAACUACGUGCAUGGAGGAGAGAAGUUUGAGUAUACGUUGGCUCGUGGACUCAGUUGGAUGGCCCAGUGUGCCAAGGGCUUGGCCUACUUGCAUGCCAUGAAACCAGAACCCAUUUAUCAUAACUGCUUGACAACACACAACCUACUUCUAACCGGCAAUAACCGAAUUUUGAAAAUAUGCAAUUUUGGCAUUCCUGCAAAACUGUCAAUGCCUCUGGAAUAUGAAAUGUAUAUUAAAGCGUUAUCAGACUUUCUAAGAUCGGAACCGAAUUCUUGGGAUAUUUUCUGCCUUGUCACUAUUCUAUUGGAGGUGAUGACACGCCAGACAUUUGAUCGUUCAGUAACUCGUCACUCACCAAUGUUUGUUUUGGAAGGCACAGAGCAUAUAGAAGGUAUAAUUGAUGCGCUUUCGACAAUGAAAUUGGAAAUCGAAUAUAUCGCCUCUUUUCUUGAAAGUAUACUUAUAACUUCUGAAUCUAGAAUAGUUUCUCAAGUCAUACGACCCAUGAAGAAAGAAGAGUUUAAGAAACUUAUAGAUGAAAGAUCGAGCAAAUUGAAAAUUAAAAAUGUGGAUUAUAAGCAUAUACAGAUUGUUCCGAUUCCGAAUAUACAUAAUAAAAACAAAACAAGAACUCUUGGAGAAGGUGCCUUUGGCAGUGUUUACAUGGCCCUUUGGUGUCACAAAAUUAUUGCGUUGAAAAAAUUCAGACUAGAAAGAAAUUCACAAAGUGUCCUUGAUUCAUUUAACAAAGAGGUGAAAAUGCUUGCAUCUCUUCACCACGAAAAUAUUGUGAAACUAUAUGGUAUCUCCUCUCAUCUGGAGACUGAUUAUUUACUCAUGGAAUAUGCUAAGAAUGGAUCGCUCUAUGACUACUUGCAUGGGGAGGAACAACGCAAUUACACAAUGGAAGAUGGAAUUCAUUGGAUGAUUCAGCUGGUUAAGGGUAUGGAUUACUUGCAUGGUCGAAAACCAAUGCCUAUAAUUCAUCGCGAUUUGAAACCUCAAAAUUUACUACUAACCGAAAACUUCAAACAGUUGAAGAUUGCAGAUUUUGGCACCGUUAAAGAAUUGAUGCCAAAAAAUACGACACAAAUUGGCACACCUGGUUAUAUGGCGCCCGAGGUUAUAGAAGGGCUACAAUAUACGGAAAAAUGUGAUACUUACAGCUUUGGCAUUAUUGUAUGGGAGGUAAUGUCUCGCAGAAGGCCUUUCGAUCACCUUGAAAAUCCCAAUGCAAUCGCACUUUUGCAUAAAACCGCAAUCAAAGAACGACCGGAACUGGAUGUUAAACUUAUUACGGACUGUAACCAAUUGAUAGAACUGAUUGAGAGUUGUUGGAACCACGAUCCAGGGAAGCGACCCUCUGCCGGAUCAAUUCAACUUUCUGGAAUUCCGUGUUCUGAUAUUUAUAUUGUCAAACCUGCAGCUGCUACAAUCGCUGCGCCCAACUCAGGUCCAACGCCGACGCCAAGUGCAACUUGUCCAACUGGCACGUCCACUGUUCUCAUAGCGGAUGAGCCCUUGCCGCUGGCAGUGAAUAAAGCAAAAUCAUCAGUGCCCUCGUCACGUUCAUCGACAUCCUCCAAUUCGUCGUCCAAUUCGUCGUCGCAGCAAGAAAGUAGCAGCAGCAGCAAGCGAAGAAGGAUAGAUAUAUAGAAUGAUCAUCUUUAAUCUAUAAAUUCAAAAUCAGCAUUUCAAUAAAUAUCCCUAAUCUAUAA
Drosophila grimshawi is the source of this 4434-nucleotide messenger RNA. RefSeq lists its product as uncharacterized. NCBI's taxonomy places the organism in Eukaryota, Metazoa, Arthropoda, Insecta, Diptera, Drosophilidae. The record is from RefSeq and is a predicted model, not a curated record. Gene Ontology annotation, biological process: positive regulation of canonical NF-kappaB signal transduction; JNK cascade; protein phosphorylation. Gene Ontology annotation, molecular function: ATP binding; magnesium ion binding; MAP kinase kinase kinase activity. The transcript has 23 exons. The coding region runs from base 47 to 4372 and encodes 1441 amino acids.